AUGCCCCAAUCCACCGAGGAGGUUACGCUCCCCUCCAGCCCUCUUGCUGGAGGCGCCGUGGCCUACAAUCAGAUCAGCAAGGAAUUGCAACCGCUUCCUCCUAUGGAAGCUCACAGUGGAGCCGUCAUUGCUCCCGCAUCCUCCCCGACUCGUGACAGCGAUGGGAGGAUGAUGUCCCUUGAGCUCGAGGAUGGCACAGUCUACCAAGGCUACAGCUUUGGUGCUGAGAAGAGCGUUGCUGGUGAAUUGGUCUUUCAAACCGGUAUGGUAGGAUAUCCCGAGUCGGUCACCGACCCCUCCUACCGGGGCCAGAUCCUGGUCAUCACCUUCCCGCUCGUCGGCAACUAUGGUGUUCCGUCUCGUGAUGCCAUGGAUGAGCUUUUGAAGACUUUGCCCAAGUACUUCGAAUCGACUGAGAUCCAUGUGGCGGCUUUGGUUGUCGCGACCUAUGCCGGAGAAGAUUACUCUCAUUUCCUGGCCCAGUCAUCGCUAGGCCAAUGGCUGAAGGAACAAGGAGUUCCUGCCAUGCACGGUGUUGAUACUCGUGCUCUUACAAAGCGUAUUCGUCAGAAGGGCAGCAUGCUUGGUCGCAUGCUCCUGCAGAAGUCCGAAUUUGUGGAUAGCGCCACCGAGGUGCCCACAGAGAAGGAGAGCUGGAGACCUUUCUUUGAGGAGACGGAAUGGGUUGACCCUAACAAGAAGAACCUCGUUGCUGAGGUCUCCAUCAAGGAGCCCAAGCUCUUCUCACCUCCCGAAAAUGUUGCCCUCAAGCACCCCUCCGGCCGCCCGGUUCGUGUCCUCUGCUUGGACGUGGGUCUCAAGUUCAACCAGCUGCGCUGCUUGCUUGCCCGCGGAGUCGAGGUCCUAGUCGUUCCUUGGGACUACGAUUUCCCUACACUUGCCGGAAAGGAUUAUGACGGUCUGUUCGUCUCGAACGGUCCUGGUGACCCCGCUACGCUCACUACCACCGUCAACAACCUGGCCAAGACCAUGCAGGAGGCCCGAACCCCCGUGUUCGGUAUUUGCCUGGGUCAUCAGUUGAUUGCCCGCUCCGUUGGUUGCCAGACCCAGAAGAUGAAGUUCGGUAACCGUGGCCACAACAUUCCCUGUACGAGCAUGGUGUCCGGAAAAUGUCACAUCACUUCUCAGAACCACGGUUAUGCUGUGGAUUCCACUACCCUUCCUGAGGGCUGGGAGGAGCUUUUUGUCAACGCCAACGAUGGUAGCAACGAGGGUAUUCGCCAUGUCAGCCGACCCUUCUUCAGUGUUCAAUUCCAUCCCGAGAGCACACCCGGACCUCGGGAUACCGAAUUCCUGUUCGACGUUUUCAUCAACACCAUCAAGGACACGAUUGCUUCUCCCGAGGCCCUCACUAAGCCUGUCUCCUUCCCUGGCGGCGCCAAGGAGGAGAACAUCAAGGCUUCUCCCCGUGUUUCCGUCAAGAAGGUUCUCAUCUUGGGUAGUGGUGGUCUGAGCAUCGGACAAGCCGGUGAAUUUGACUAUUCUGGUAGUCAAGCCAUCAAGGCUCUGAAGGAAGAAGGAAUCUACACCAUUCUGAUCAACCCUAACAUCGCCACCAUUCAGACAUCGAAGGGUUUGGCGGACAAGGUUUACUUCCUCCCAGUCAACGCAGAUUUUGUGCGCAAAGUCAUCAAGCACGAGAGACCUGAUGCUAUCUACGUAACUUUUGGUGGCCAGACUGCGCUGCAGGUUGGUAUUCAACUCAAGGACGAGUUCGAGUCUCUCGGCGUCAAGGUUCUCGGUACUCCCAUUGAUACAAUCAUUACGACUGAGGAUCGUGAGCUUUUCGCUCGCAGUAUGGAUUCAAUCGGUGAAAAAUGUGCCAAGUCUGCCUCUGCCUCCAACUUGGAGGAGGCUCUCAGAGUUGUUGAGGACAUCGGUUUCCCCGUCAUCGUUCGUGCCGCCUACGCCCUUGGCGGUCUCGGCAGUGGUUUCGCCGACAACAUGGAUGAGCUGAAGGAACUUUGUACCAAGGCCUUCGCUGCCAGCCCUCAGGUUCUUAUCGAGAGGAGUAUGAAAGGCUGGAAGGAAAUUGAAUACGAAGUUGUUCGUGAUGUUAGGGACAACUGUAUCACUGUCUGUAACAUGGAGAACUUCGAUCCUCUUGGUAUCCAUACCGGUGAUUCCAUUGUCGUUGCUCCUUCUCAGACUCUCUCGGACGAGGACUAUAACAUGCUGCGUACAACGGCCGUCAAUGUUAUCCGCCACCUUGGAGUUGUCGGUGAAUGUAACAUCCAGUAUGCCCUCAACCCCUUCUCGAAGGAGUACUGCAUCAUCGAGGUCAAUGCGCGUUUGUCAAGAUCUUCUGCGCUUGCUUCCAAGGCCACUGGAUAUCCUCUUGCCUUCAUCGCCGCCAAGCUGGGUUUGAACAUCCCACUGAAUGAGAUCAAGAACUCUGUGACCAAGGUCACCUGCGCAUGCUUCGAGCCCUCUCUCGACUACUGCGUUGUCAAGAUCCCCCGCUGGGAUCUUAAAAAGUUCACCCGUGUGUCUACUCAACUUGGGUCUUCCAUGAAGAGUGUCGGUGAAGUCAUGAGCAUUGGAAGAACCUUCGAAGAAGCAAUUCAGAAGGCCAUUCGCUCGGUUGACUUCCACAAUCUGGGUUUCAAUGAAACUAAUGCCCUGAUGUCCAUCAAGGGUGAAUUGCAGACUCCCUCCGACCAGCGUCUCUUUGCUAUCGCCAAUGCCAUGGCUGCUGGUUAUAGUGUUGACGACAUCUGGAAGCUCACCUCGAUUGACAAGUGGUUUUUGAGCAGGCUGAAGGGUCUCAGCGACUUUGGAAAGCUUAUGACCUCCUACAAUGCUACGACUGUGCCUAGACCCUUGAUCAAGCGCGCCAAACAGCUUGGUUUCUCAGAUCGCCAGCUUGCCAAGUUCUUGAGCUCCAACGAACUCGCUGUCAGACGCCUGCGUGUUGAGUCUGGAAUUAUCCCAAUUGUCAAGCAGAUCGAUACUGUUGCUGCCGAGUUCCCCUCAUUCACUAACUAUCUCUAUCUCACUUACAAUGCUUCGGAGCACGACGUCAAUUUCAACGACAAUGGUAUCAUGGUCCUUGGAUCCGGUGUCUACCGCAUUGGCUCUUCUGUCGAGUUCGAUUGGUGCUCAGUGCGCACUAUUCGUACUUUGCGUGAUCAAGGUCACAAGACUGUCAUGGUCAACUACAACCCUGAAACUGUCAGUACCGAUUACGAUGAGGCUGAUCGUCUGUACUUCGAGAACAUCAACCUCGAGACCGUUUUGGACAUCUACCAGUUGGAGUCAUCUAGCGGCGUGAUUAUCUCUAUGGGUGGUCAAACCCCGAACAAUAUCGCUCUGCCCCUCCACCGCUUGAACGUCAAGAUCUUUGGUACAUCGCCUGAAAUGAUCGAUGGUGCCGAGAACCGUUACAAGUUCUCCCGCAUGCUUGAUCGUAUCGGUGUCGACCAGCCAGCCUGGAAAGAACUUACCAGCAUUGACGAGGCAACCGAGUUCUGCAACAAGGUCGGCUACCCCGUGCUUGUGCGUCCGUCGUACGUGCUCUCGGGCGCGGCCAUGAACACCGUCUACUCUGAGCACGAUCUGGCUAGCUAUCUCAACCAGGCCGCUGAUGUCUCGCGUGAGCACCCCGUUGUCAUCACCAAGUACAUUGAGAACGCAAAGGAAAUUGAGAUGGAUGCCGUCGCUCGCAACGGUGUUAUGGUCGGACACUUCAUUUCCGAACACGUCGAAAAUGCGGGUGUUCAUUCUGGUGACGCUACUUUAAUUCUGCCCCCCCAGGACUUGGAUCCCGAAACUGUCCGUCGCAUUGAAGAGGCCACCAGGAAGAUCGGUAAUGCCUUGAAUGUCACGGGUCCUUACAACAUUCAGUUCAUUGCGAAGGACAACGACAUCAAGGUCAUUGAGUGCAAUGUCAGAGCUUCUCGCUCGUUUCCGUUCGUGUCCAAGGUCAUGGGCGUCGACCUCAUCGAGAUGGCUACCAAGGCUAUGAUUGGCGUCCCAUUCGCCGAGUACCCCCCUGUCUCUAUCCCCAAGGACUACGUCGGUGUAAAGGUCCCUCAAUUCUCGUUCUCCCGUCUAUCAGGUGCCGAUCCUGUUCUCGGAGUUGAGAUGGCUUCGACCGGAGAAGUUGCUUCAUUCGGACGUGACAAGUAUGAGGCUUAUCUUAAGGGUCUGAUUUCGACCGGAUUCCGGCUUCCCAAGCGCAACAUCCUCUUUUCCAUUGGUUCCUAUAAGGAGAAGAUGGAGAUGCUUCCAUCCAUCCGCAAGCUUCACCAGCUGCAGUACAAUCUCUUUGCCACCGCUGGUACUGCGGACUUCCUUAAAGAGAAUGGCAUUCCCGUCAAGUUCCUUGAAAUCCUGCCUGGUGAAGAGGAGGAUAUUAAGUCUGAAUACUCCCUCACUCAGCACUUGGCGAACAACCUCAUUGAUCUCUAUAUCAACUUGCCGUCUAACAACCGCUUCAGACGCCCAGCAAACUACAUGAGUAAGGGUUACCGUACUCGUCGUAUGGCCGUUGACUACCAGACUCCUUUGGUCACCAACGUUAAGAACGCCAAGAUCUUGAUUGAGGCCAUCGCCCGCCACUAUGACCUUGCUGUGCGUACUCUGGAUUAUCAGACCAGCCACCGUACUAUCAUCCUUCCUGGACUGAUCAACGUUGCUGCGUUUGUUCCUGGUCUGGUCACCCCGGGCUCUACCGAUUUCGAGCUCAUGACCAAGGCUUCCAUUGCCGCUGGCUUCAGCAUGGUGCGCGUUAUGCCCGUUGGUGUCGAUGCCUCGGUCACUGAAGCUGCUGCACUGAAUAUUGUCCAGCAGAACGCUCAGAAGAGCUCUUUCUGUGACUUCAAUUUCUCCGUGUCAGCGACUUCGACCAACGCUGACCAGAUUGGUCAGUUGACUGGAGAUGUUGGCUCUCUCUUCAUCCCUUUCAACCACCUUUCUGGUAACAUCAGCAAGGUCGCUGCUGUCACUAGCCAUUUCGCUGCUUGGCCUUCCAGCAAGCCUAUCAUCACUGAUGCCAAGUCUACCGAUUUGGCUUCCGUGCUGCUCUUGGCCAGCCUUCACAGCCGCAACAUUCAUGUGAUGAACGUGACUUCCAAGGAGGACAUUACCUUGAUUGCUCUCAGCAAGGAGAAGGGUCUCAAGGUGACAUGCGAUGUGUCCAUCUUCUGCCUCUUCUUCUCCAAGGAUGAGUACCCUGAGUCCUUCUUGCCCUCCGCUGAGGACCAAAAGGCCCUGUGGGAGCACUUGAGCACCAUAGAUGUCUUCUCCAUCGGUAGCAUCCCCUUCCAGAUGGCCGGUGACAAGGGUUCUCCCGUCGUCGGUAUUGCCGAGUCGCUGCCUCUGCUGUUCACCGCUGUGGCUGAGGGCCGCCUGACGGUCGAGGACAUCAUCGCCCGCCUCUACGAGAACCCCAAGAAGAUCUUCGAGAUUCAUGACCAAGCUGACAGCUCUGUCGAGAUUGAGAUCGAUCGUCCUUAUCUGUUCCAGAGCCCCCAUGUCUGGUCGCCACUUAACGGCAAGAACGUCCGUGGUGCUGUGCAGCGUGUGACCUUCCAGGGCAAGACUUCCUGUCUUGAUGGCGCGCUCACGCCUGACGCUCCCAAGGGAGUUGACAUGUCUACUCAUCGCAUUGCCCCGGCUUCUCCGUCUGUGAAGGCCAUGUCACCCAUGGUUCGCGCCCGCCCGGAGAGCUCUUUUGAUCGCAGACUGUCCAUCUCUGGUACUCCUCUGCGCCAGUCCCGCCGGGCUGCCGAUCAGGUUGCUGCUCCCGCUGUUGGCGAGCUUGGCCCUCCCUUGUACACCCCCGUGCCUCAGGUCUCCUCUUCUCUGGUGGAGAUGCUUGCCCGUUCUCCCUUCAAGCAGAAGCAUGUGCUUUCCGUCAAUCAAUUUACUCGCGCUGACCUGCACUUGCUCUUCACCGUGGCUCAAGAGAUGCGACUUGGUGUUCAGCGCCAGGGUGUCCUUGACAUCCUCAAGGGUCGUCUGUUGACCACGCUGUUCUACGAACCUUCCACAAGAACUUCCGCGUCCUUCGAUGCUGCUAUGCAGCGCCUUGGUGGAAGGACAAUCGCUAUUUCCACCGAGCACUCUUCAACGAAGAAGGGCGAGACCCUCCAGGACACUCUGCGAACCCUCGCCUGCUACGGAGAUGCUGUUGUUCUGCGUCACCCCGAUGCUAACAGCACCCAGAUCGCGGCCAAGUACUCCCCGGUCCCUGUCAUCAACGGUGGCAACGGCAGCGUCGAGCACCCCACUCAGGCCUUCCUGGACCUCUUCACCAUCCGUGAGGAGCUCGGAACUGUCGGUGGUCUCACCAUCACCUUCACUGGCGAUUUGAGAUAUGGCCGUACCGUCCACUCUCUGCUCAAGUUGCUCCAAUUCUACGACGUUCGGGUGCAACUUGUCGCCCCUAAGGAGCUGUCUCUGCCCGAGGAGGUUCGCCAGCAGAUUGCUGCUUCUGGCCAGCUCGUUCUGGAGUCUGAGCAACUGACGCCCGAGAUUGUCGCCCGCUCUGAUGUCUUGUACUCCACUCGUGUUCAGAAGGAGCGUUUCGCCGACCUUGAGCAGUACGAGCGCCUGAAGAACAGCUUUGUCAUUGACAAUGCUCUUCUGAAGCACGCCAAGAGCCAUAUGGUCGUCAUGCACCCCCUGCCUCGGAAUGCCGAGAUCUCAGAGGAGGUUGAUUUCGACCAACGGGCCGCUUACUUCCGCCAGAUGAGAUAUGGCCUUUACUGCCGCAUGGCCCUUCUUGCCUUGGUCAUGGCUCCUUAG
This is a messenger RNA of Aspergillus homomorphus CBS 101889, 6774 nucleotides long. RefSeq names its product bifunctional carbamoylphosphate synthetase/aspartate transcarbamylase. Gene Ontology annotation, cellular component: cytoplasm; cytosol. Gene Ontology annotation, molecular function: amino acid binding; dihydroorotase activity; carbamoyl-phosphate synthase (glutamine-hydrolyzing) activity. The coding region runs from base 1 to 6774 and encodes 2257 amino acids. The transcript has 3 exons. NCBI's taxonomy places the organism in Eukaryota, Fungi, Ascomycota, Eurotiomycetes, Eurotiales, Aspergillaceae. Gene Ontology annotation, biological process: 'de novo' pyrimidine nucleobase biosynthetic process; L-citrulline biosynthetic process; UTP biosynthetic process. The record is from RefSeq and is a predicted model, not a curated record.